Messenger RNA from Capronia epimyces CBS 606.96, 1740 nucleotides. Its product is annotated as vanillyl-alcohol oxidase. Gene Ontology annotation, cellular component: mitochondrion. Gene Ontology annotation, molecular function: D-lactate dehydrogenase (cytochrome) activity; D-lactate dehydrogenase (NAD+) activity; FAD binding. Lineage: Eukaryota; Fungi; Ascomycota; Eurotiomycetes; Chaetothyriales; Herpotrichiellaceae. Gene Ontology annotation, biological process: lactate catabolic process. The transcript has 4 exons. The record is from RefSeq and is a predicted model, not a curated record. Bases 1 to 1740 code for a protein of 579 amino acids.
AUGGAACACCACAUCAACGGCGAGGCCACGCCGGACACACGUCGAAGGCCAAAUGCACAGGCUCCAAAGAAUCAUGGUGACCCUCUAGUCUUGCCGCCGGGCAUCAGUUCACAGACCUUCAAGGUGUUCAUUGUGAGGGUCAUCAAUAUUGUCGGCGAAUCCAACGUGGACGUGAUCAAGGACGCCCAACAACUCGGCAAGGACAGCUAUCUCGACCCGAGCAAGGUGCACGACAUGUUCUAUAUCUCCGACGAGGACUACUUUGUCAGCUCGGCGGUUGUGGCGCCGCGAAACGUCCAGGACGUCCAGGCCAUCAUACGGCUUUCCAACGAGUUGGUCGUCCCCUUGUGGCCCUUCUCGGUGGGAAGGAAUGUUGGCUAUGGUGGUGCCGCGCCUCGAGUGCCUGGCAGCGUCGGGCUGGACAUGGGCAAGAACAUGAACCAAGUUCUCGAGGUCGAUGUGGACGGUGCCUACGCUCUAGUCGAGCCGGGCGUCACCUUCUCCGACUUGCACGACUAUUUGGUCCAGAACAAUCUCCGAGACAAACUCUGGAUCGACGUGCCUGACCUCGGAGGGGGAUCAGUUCUAGGGAACACAAUUGAAAGGGGCGUUGGAUAUACGCCCUACGGUGAUCACUGGAUGAUGCAUUGUGGUCUUGAAGUCGUCCUCCCGGAUGGCAGUCUGCUUCGUACCGGCAUGGGCGCUCUACCCAAUCCUGAAGCGGACUCUAGCCUACCAGCUGACCAACAGCCGGCUAACAAGUGCUGGCAGCAUUUCAACUAUGGGUUUGGCCCGUACAAUGACGGCAUCUUUACGCAGUCGUCGCUGGGGAUCGUGGUUAAGAUGGGCAUCUGGUUGAUGCCCAACCCGGGUGGGUAUCAAUCGUACCUGAUCACCAUCCCACGCGAUGAGGACCUCCAUCAAGCGGUCGAAAUCAUUCGACCACUCCGGACGGCCAUGGUGUUGCAAAAUGUGCCUACUAUUCGCCAUCUCCUUCUUGACGCGGCCGUGCUGGGAGAUCGAAAAGCGUACAGCAAUUCCGACAAGCCACUGACCGAUACCGAAAUGGACGUCAUCGCGAAGAAGCUCAACCUAGGCCGAUGGAACUUCUACGGCGCUCUGUACGGACCGCCUCCGAUCCGGGAUGCGCUGUGGCAGGUGGUCAAGGCCUCGUUUUCCGCCAUUCCAGGAGCCAAAUUCUACUUCCCCGAAGAGAUUCCGGAAAACAAGGUGCUGCAGAUCCGGCACGACACAAUGCAGGGCAUCCCGAGCAUGGACGAGCUCAAGUGGGUGGACUGGCUGCCGAACGGGGCACACCUGUUUUUCAGCCCGAUCGCCAAAGUCACCGGGGACGACGCCAUGGCGCAGUACAAGGUCAGCCGUCAGCGAUGCGAGGAGUUUGGGUUUGACUUCAUUGGCGACUUUGUGGUGGGGAUGCGUGAGAUCCAUCAUAUCGUCUGCAUUGUCUUCGACCGCAAGGACCCCAAGCAGCGCCGCAAUGCCCACCAACUAAUCCGCACCCUCAUCGACGACGCUGCGAAGCAUGGUUGGGGUGAGUACCGCACACAUCUGGCGCUGAUGGACCAGAUCGCCGGCACGUACAACUUCAACAACAACGCACAGAUGAAGUUGAAUGAAACGAUCAAGAACGCCCUGGACCCCAAGGGCAUCUUGGCUCCGGGUAAGAAUGGCAUAUGGCCCAAGUCCUACGAUGGCCAGGCUUGGAAAGUGCCUCUGUAG